AUGAAGGUGUCGACCGAAUUUUGCAUCAAGAUGCUGAACGCGAAGGUGAUGCUGCUUUGUUUGGUCGCAUCAAGCUCGGCACAGGCUUCAGUGGCGCAUAUAGAAGCGAAUCCGGACGCCAAGCGUCUGUACGAUGACCUGCUCAGCAACUAUAAUCGUCUGAUACGGCCGGUGGUGAACAACACGGAAACACUGACGGUGUGGUUGGGCCUGAAGCUGUCGCAGCUCAUCGAGGUGAGCCUGCGGAACCAGGUGAUGACUACGAACCUGUGGGUGAAGCAGAAGUGGUUCGACUACAAGCUGAAAUGGGACCCGGAAGAGUACGGUGGCGUGGAAAUGCUGUACGUUCCGUCGGAGCAGAUCUGGCUGCCGGAUAUCGUGCUGUACAACAACUGGGACGGUAACUACGAGGUGACGCUGAUGACGAAGGCUACACUGAAGUACACCGGUGAGGUGUUCUGGGAGCCACCGGCCAUCUACAAGUCGUCCUGUGAGAUGAACGUGGAGUACUUCCCGUACGAUGAGCAGACGUGUCUGAUGAAGUUCGGCUCGUGGACGUAUAAUGGGGCGCAGGUGGAGUUGCGCCAUCUUGAUCAGAUUCCUGGCAGCAAUCUGGUCCAGAUUGGCAUCGACUUGAGUGAAUUCUAUCUGUCCGUCGAGUGGGACAUCCUGGAGGUUCCGGCCAGCCGCAACGAGGAGUACUAUCCGUGUUGUCCAGAGCCCUUCUCGGACAUCACGUUCAAGCUGACUAUGAGAAGAAAAACGCUGUUCUACACCGUCAACCUUAUCAUUCCUUGCGUCGGCAUCACCUUUCUCACGGUGCUGGUGUUUUAUCUUCCCAGCGAUUCGGGCGAGAAGGUCACGCUUUGCAUCUCGAUUCUGGUGUCGUUGACUGUGUUCUUUUUGCUGCUGGCCGAAAUCAUCCCGCCAACGUCGCUGGCCGUGCCACUGCUGGGCAAGUAUCUGCUGUUCACCAUGAUCCUUGUGUCGCUGUCGGUGUGGACGACCGUUUGUGUGCUCAACGUUUGGUAUCGGAGUACAUCGACGCAUAAAAUGUCACCCUUCGUCCGGCGGCUGUUCCUCGAGAUAAUGCCGAAGAUCAUGAUGAUGCGCCGGGCGAAAUACACGCUGCCGGAUUACGACGAUUCUACACCGAGCAAUGGCUACACGAACGAAAUCGAAAUGAGCGUUAGUGAUUUUCCCGGCGAGUUUAAGGAAGGCGGUGACAGUUUCGAUAACAUAGGAGUUAAUCUUUCCCACGGUUCAGUCGAGGCGGAAAAUGUCAUCCCGAAGCAAUUAUCACCGGAGGUCCUGUCCGCCAUCCAGGCGGUGAGAUUUAUCGCCCAGCACAUCAAGGACGCCGAUAAGGAUAAUGAGAUCGUCGAGGAUUGGAAGUUCGUCUCGAUGGUGCUGGAUCGGAUCUUCCUGUGGGUGUUUACGAUUUCCUGCAUCUUCGGCACGUUCGGCAUCAUCUUCCAGAGUCCGUCGCUGUAUGACACGCGUGCUCCGGUUGACCAGCAGCUGAGCGAGAUUCCGUUGCGCAAGAACAACUUCAUGCUUCCGCCGGACAUCGUGCGUAUCACGUUGGAUUAAUCACUGCGUGAUUUUUUUUAUACUCCAUUAAUCCGGUUCGCGUUCGCUCGGCCGACCGGACAUCCUAGUUACGCUCCCAGGCGCUUCAGCCGUCGGUUUGUUGUUCUCUCUCACGAGCGUAAUCGCAACUAUGAUGGACAAACUAUUACGAAUACGAGCAGCGAAGCGGCAGCAUUUCCUAAUCGAAACGUAACGUUUAUGGUAGAACUAGCGAAUAAAAGCGCAAAAGCAUAUGUUUG
Messenger RNA from Anopheles nili, 1832 nucleotides. RefSeq names its product acetylcholine receptor subunit beta-like 2 (gene nAChRbeta2). Bases 1 to 1593 code for a protein of 530 amino acids. Gene Ontology annotation, cellular component: synapse; postsynaptic membrane; neuron projection. The transcript is spliced from 9 exons. Gene Ontology annotation, biological process: chemical synaptic transmission; nervous system process; signal transduction. The record is from RefSeq and is a predicted model, not a curated record. Lineage: Eukaryota; Metazoa; Arthropoda; Insecta; Diptera; Culicidae. Gene Ontology annotation, molecular function: acetylcholine-gated monoatomic cation-selective channel activity; transmembrane signaling receptor activity.